Messenger RNA from Alternaria rosae, 1582 nucleotides. RefSeq lists its product as uncharacterized. The coding region runs from base 174 to 1268 and encodes 364 amino acids. NCBI's taxonomy places the organism in Eukaryota, Fungi, Ascomycota, Dothideomycetes, Pleosporales, Pleosporaceae. Gene Ontology annotation, molecular function: protein binding; metallopeptidase activity; translation initiation factor activity. The transcript is spliced from 3 exons. Gene Ontology annotation, cellular component: cytoplasm; eukaryotic translation initiation factor 3 complex; eukaryotic 43S preinitiation complex. The record is from RefSeq and is a predicted model, not a curated record.
GGUACUUGACCGGGCCUACAACUGAGCUAGUCGAGUUCGGCUAGCGUACGGGUAAGCGAGCGUGAAUCUUGGCAGAGUCACUGGAGCCCGAAUUCUCCUUCCUGACAACGACGCACGCCCAUCGUCUACUACCCCCGCCGAACGUUAACCCCGACCCUUUCGACGACUUCACGAUGGCGGACACCCAGAAAGAUGCGCUGUUCAAGACGGUGCAGAUCGACGCCCUGGUCGCGAUCAAAAUCGCUACCGCAAGCGGCAAGUCCUUCCCCUCGCUCGCGACCGGAAGCAUCGUCGGUAUGGAGAAGAACGGCGUCCUAGAAAUCACAAACUCCUUCCCCUUCCCCGAGGUCUCUGCCGCGCAGACCGAUGGCCAGAACGAGACUGUCGCAAACCUCGCUGCUGGUGCUCCCCGCGCCAAGCAGAACAUCGCAUACGGAAACGAGAUGAUCAAGUUCCUCCGGGAGGUCAACGUAGACGCGAACAACGUGGGCUGGUACACAAGCACAAGCAUGGGCAACUUCGUCAACCUGAACACGAUCGAGAACCAGUACUUCUACCAGAGCCAGCCGAAUGAGAGGACCGUCGCUUUGAUCUACGACGUGAGCAGGAGUUCUCAGGGUACCCUGAACCUGCGCGCAUACAGGCUCUCUCCUUCUUUCGUGACGGCGUACAAGGAGGGCAAGUUCACGACUGAGAGCCUCCAGAAGAGUGGUCUCCGAUACCACGACAUCCUAGUCGAGCUCCCAGUUACCAUCCGCAACUCCCACCUCCUCACCUCGCUCCUACACCAGCUACCUUCCGACGCACCCAAGCAGGAGCUCAAGUUCCCACCUAACCUAGCGGCUCUGCAGCAGGACCCAAACACCCCCCAGGCACCUCUCUUCCCGAACUACGAUUCGCUCGACCUCUCCAUCGACCCCUUCCUCGAGAAGACGUGCGACUUGCUCCUUGAGAGCAUCGAGAACCACCACACAGAGAUCAACAACUACCAGUACUACCAGCGUUCGCUCGCUCGUGAGCAGACCAAGAUUACUGCAUGGCAGCAAAAGCGCAAGGCUGAGAACGCGGCGCGCACAGCUUCAAAGCAGCCUCUCCUUCCCGAAGACGAGUGGCAGAGGCUGUUCAAGCUGCCCCAGGAGCCCAGCCGACUGGAGACGCUCCUCAACUCGAGACAGGUGGAGCAGUACUCAAGGCAGGUGGAUGGUUUCACAGCAGGCGUCACUUCCAAGAUGUUUGCUGUCAAGAGCAAUCUUCUCCCCGGAGAGUAGAUUCUGGUAGAUCUGGUUGUGUUUCAUGAUUAUGCUUCUCUUCGUCACGGCAUGGGCAUGGCGUUGCGGGUUAGCGGUCCCUUUGACGGGACUGGAUUUGAUCUUUUAGAUGGAAGGACCACGAUGAUUAUGUGAUGGGGCAUUUCCAGCAUUUGCCCAUGUGUUGCGAUGACAAAAGUUGGAAAUGCCGCAAAAGCGUUGAUGUUCAAACAAACGCUGCUCAGCUAGGCGGCUGAAAGUCAUCCUAAGCGUGUGCGGAGCGACCAUCGCCACAUAGAGUGCUGAAUCAGACAAAGAAGUAAUCAACACGCGUU